Molecule: messenger RNA, 1115 nt
Organism: Prorocentrum cordatum
Lineage: Eukaryota; Dinophyceae; Prorocentrales; Prorocentraceae
Source: the annotation of a GenBank genome assembly
CGCGGUGUCAGAAGCCAGCACCGCCGCCACCACGACGUUGACCUGCCGCGCUCCCGCGCCGCAGUCGCGCAGGGCCCAGGCGGACCGCGCCGCAACCCGCGGUCCGCCCAGCCCGACGCCACAUCCGCCGACCCCUCUGCAUGGCGGCCGCGGGCACCUGCUUCCGUGCUGCGGGGCCGAUCGGAUAGCAGGCAUCAGCGCCGAAAUCACGGCGAUGAGGCGCGAAAAUGCCGCGAAGCUCAUGCUGGAGGAGGGGAAGAUCGAGGCACAGGCGGAGGCGUACGAGUCUUCAAAGCGCGCAACAGGGAAGAUGAAGGCGUCGGAGAAGACGGCGCAGGGAAAGAAGGAGCUCGCAAAGGCGGAGGGCACUGCCUCUUCGGCUUUCCAGGCGCGGAGGGCGCAGGAGCAGGAGAUGCUCCGCCUCGGCGUUGUGGAGAGGAUUGCCGACAAUCCGGACGUCAGGGUGGUCAGCUCCCUGGAGAACAACCUGGGCCUCGCGCCAGACAACUCGCUGGUGACGCAGAUCGCCCAGCAGGGCAUGGAGGCCAUCCGAACCAGGCUUGCAGAGUGGACCUCUGGCUCGGCCUCCAGGCUGAACAUGAGCUCUGUCGCCAUGGGCGGUGUUCACCGCCCAGUGCCACAGCAGCAGGUGAUGAAGUAGUCAUCCUCAGAGAGGUUGGUGGAGCUACGGGCGGGCAUGUAGAGCUAGGUUCCCAUCGGCCACCUCGCUGCAGUGGUCGUCCAGCCUUCCUUCUUCCAGCCCUUCUUGGUUCCGUUCACGGGCUCCUCCCUGCUGCACACAUGCCUGCCACAGUGCGUACACCCUAUUCGGUUCACAUGCCUGCACGACAUGCCGCAGCCCCAGCUCGAUGUAUAUUACAGCUGUCUUCUGUCAUGUUGUCGGUGAUGCCCGAAGUGGGAUGAACACCGAGCUUGGUCGAGACGCCUCAUGGUCCUGCUUCCCGUUCAUCCUCGCCCAAUGCUUCUUUCCCGCAGCGCAGAUGUUUAAUCUCCCACGGCUAAGUCCGCGGUCGACAGGAAGCGCGUGACCUCAAGUGGGUUCCGCUCAUACCGGUCAGCACCCUUGUCGCGCCACGUUGCCUUCCUCAUCCCCA